AUGGUUGACACUUCCAGUAACCAGCACCCUAGCUUCACAGAAUCCAAACCAAAGUCAAACAUCAAUCCCGCGUUCAGGUUUCUUGGUAUUGUGACCUCUUGGCUGAAAGCUCACCUCAGUAACUCUCGAGCUGGGGCAGUUCGAAUCCCUGUGCGGAAGGUAUCAGCGACCCCUAGACGACAAGAAAUGUCCUCCUACCUGCCACAACUGAAGAUCGACGUUCAAGCACGAGUCCUACCCGCAUUUCAACAUUUCAACAGCAACUCUACGACCAGACAUAUCUGA
Puccinia triticina is the source of this 285-nucleotide messenger RNA. RefSeq lists its product as uncharacterized. Lineage: Eukaryota; Fungi; Basidiomycota; Pucciniomycetes; Pucciniales; Pucciniaceae. The transcript is spliced from 3 exons. Bases 1 to 285 code for a protein of 94 amino acids. The record is from RefSeq and is a predicted model, not a curated record.